AUUAAUCUUUAUAAAAAAUAUCAAGGAGGAUUGGCAGUUUGAUUAGAGAGAUCUAAUCAUAAAGAUAUCGGAACUCUUUAUUUUAUUUUUGGACUUUGAUCUGGUAUGGUUGGUACUAGAUUUUCUUUAUUAAUUCGUUUAGAAUUAGCUAAACCAGGUUUUUUUCUUAGGAAUGGACAGUUGUAUAAUUCAGUUAUUACAGCUCAUGCUAUUUUAAUAAUUUUUUUUAUGGUAAUACCUACUAUAAUCGGUGGUUUUGGUAACUGAUUAUUACCACUUAUGUUAGGAGCACCUGAUAUAAGAUUUCCACGUUUAAAUAAUUUAAGAUUUUGGUUAUUACCUACAUCUAUAUUAUUAAUUUUAGAUGCUUGUUUUGUAGAUAUAGGUUGUGGGACUAGGUGAACAGUCUACCCACCUUUAAGAACAAUGGGGCACCCUGGAAGUAGAGUAGAUUUAGCUAUUUUUAGUUUACAUGCAGCAGGGUUAAGAUCUAUCUUAGGUGGUAUUAAUUUUAUGUGUACUACUAAAAAUUUACGUAGAAGUUCUAUUUCAUUAGAACAUAUAACUUUAUUUGUUUGAACUGUAUUUGUAACAGUGUUUUUACUGGUUUUAUCUCUACCGGUUUUAGCAGGGGCUAUUACUAUGUUGUUAACUGAUCGUAAUUUAAAUACUUCAUUUUUUGAUCCAAGAACUGGAGGUAAUCCUCUUAUUUAUCAACAUUUGUUUUGAUUUUUUGGUCAUCCUGAAGUAUAUAUUUUGAUUUUACCAGCUUUUGGUAUUGUCAGACAAUCUACACUUUAUUUAACAGGAAAAAAAGAAGUUUUUGGUGCUUUGGGUAUAGUUUAUGCAAUUUUAAGAAUUGGUUUAAUUGGUUGUGUAGUAUGAGCUCACCAUAUGUAUACAGUAGGUAUAGAUUUGGAUUCACGUGCUUAUUUUUCGGCUGCUACUAUAGUUAUUGCAGUGCCAACAGGUGUUAAAGUGUUUAGAUGAUUGGCUACAUUAUUUGGUAUAAAAAUGGUAUUUAAUCCACUUUUAUUGUGAGUAUUGGGUUUUAUUUUUUUGUUUACUUUAGGUGGGUUGACAGGUGUUGUAUUAUCUAAUUCAAGAUUGGAUAUUAUUUUACAUGAUACUUAUUAUGUAGUUAGACAUUUUCAUUAUGUUUUAAGUUUAGGAGCUGUUUUUGGGAUUUUCACGGGUGUUACACUAUGAUGAAGAUUUAUUACAGGGUAUGUGUUAGAUAAACUUAUGAUAUCUGCAGUAUUUAUUUUAUUAUUUAUUGGGGUAAAUUUAACAUUUUUCCCGCUACAUUUUGCAGGACUACACGGGUUCCCACGUAAAUAUUUAGAUUACCCUGAUGUUUAUUCGGUAUGAAAUAUUAUUGCCUCUUAUGGUUCUAUUAUUAGAACUGCAGGACUAUUCUUAUUUAUUUAUGUAUUAUUAGAGUCUUUCUUUAGUUAUCGUUUAGUAAUUAGAGAUUAUUAUUCUAAUAGAAGACCUGAGUAUUGUAUGAGUAAUUAUGUAUUUGGUCACAGUUAUCAGUCUGAGAUUUAUUUUAGAACUACUAGAUUAAAAAAUUAG
Molecule: messenger RNA, 1578 nt
Organism: Caenorhabditis elegans
Lineage: Eukaryota; Metazoa; Nematoda; Chromadorea; Rhabditida; Rhabditidae
Source: the annotation of a RefSeq genome assembly